CCUUUACCUGCAGCCCCAGUGUCCAACUCCAUACGCUGCGCCGGGCUAGUACACUGGCAUUCCCUAAGGCAGCUGAAGGUGAAUCUGUAUUGUCUAUAUAGUGGUGGUCUUUGUCAAACUGGUGGUCGUACCUGUAAAUUUAUAUGCAAUUGAGGAUUUUAACGCCAUAACCGAGCCCGGGCAUGAGGGCUGUGUAGCCUGCCAUGAUAGGGCUCGCAGUAAAGGCAUUUUUCUUCCCGUUCAUUUAUACCCUAUUUACUCUCCCUCAUGUCCAAUUCAAGCACCUGGAUAGCAGCACCGGCCGCAGCCCUCGCGCUGUAUGUAGCAUGGCGCAUGCUCGCAACACGAGAACGCACACGGCCAGCACCCAUUAACGGCGUAGUAGGACUGAUUGGCAAUACGCCGCUGAUCCGCAUCAACAGUCUCUCCGAGGCGACCGGGUGUGAGAUCCUGGCCAAAGUGGAGUACAUGAACCCGGGCGGCAGCUCCAAGGACCGCAUCGCACUGUAUCUGAUCGAGCAAGCUGAAAGCCACGGCGAGCUGACGCCCGGCGGCUGCAUCUUCGAGGGCACAUCGGGCUCGACUGGGAUCUCUCUAGCAAUGGUGGCGCGGGCCAAGGGCUACACAUGCCACAUCGUAAUGCCCAAUGACAUGGCGAUCGAAAAGUCGCAGCUUCUGGAGCGUCACGGGGCGACUGUCGAGCGCGUCACGCCGUGCUCGAUCGUGGACACGGGCCAUUAUGUCAACGUGGCGAGGCAGCGGGCCAAGGAGUUCAGCGUAGACGGGCAACGUGGGUAUUUCGUCGACCAGUUCGAGAACCCGCGCAAUGCCGAGGCGCAUUUCCGCACCACGGGACCCGAGAUUCUGGCGCAGGCCGGCCCAUUCGAUGCGUUUGUGCAUGGCUCGGGCACUGGUGGGACGAUCGCCGGCGUCACGUAUUUCCUGAAGCCGCGGAUGCCCGGGCUCAAGUGCUUUUUGGCUGACCCGCAAGGCUCCGGGCUGGCCAAUAAGGUCAACCAUGGCGUCAUGUUUGCCGAAACCGAGCGCGAGGGCACGCGGCGGCGGCAGCAGGUCGAUACGCUGGUCGAGGGCGUCGGGCUGAAUCGGCUCACCAGGAACUUUGCCACGCUGUUCGCUGGCCAGCGGUGUCUGCUGGAUGGCGCUGUGUCGGUGUCUGACCAGGAGGCGGUGGCGAUGAGCCGCUGGCUGAUGAACAAGGACGGGCUGUUUGUCGGCAGCUCGGCCGCCAUUAACUGCGUUGCUGCAGUGCGCAUUGCGCGCAGGCUGGGCCGGGGCAAGCGCGUAGUGACUAUCCUGGCUGACAGCGGCCAGCGCCAUCUGACAAAGUUCUGGAAUGACGACAAGAUGCGGGAAAUGGGAUAUUCUGUCGAUUGCCCCGAGUCCUUGGAUGCCUUUCUGUGAAGUUUUUUUCCCCCCACAGUUUGUCUCAAGAGCUUUGGCACAUUAACAUGCUUUUUCUUGUGUAAAAAUUUUUAUUCUGGAGCUCUCUCCCCAA
Linderina pennispora is the source of this 1516-nucleotide messenger RNA. Its product is annotated as OAS-TL 2 protein. The record is from RefSeq and is a predicted model, not a curated record. Lineage: Eukaryota; Fungi; Kickxellomycota; Kickxellomycetes; Kickxellales; Kickxellaceae. The coding region runs from base 268 to 1422 and encodes 384 amino acids. Gene Ontology annotation, cellular component: cytoplasm. The transcript has a single exon. Gene Ontology annotation, molecular function: cysteine synthase activity.